CAUCAAGUUUCACAACCACCACGUGUGAGCUACUAGUGAAGAACAUCUCUUGUGUGUUUGUGUUAUAGUGUUUGAAUUGUAAAGCCGGAGUACAGUUGUUUGAGUACUGAGAUGGCACCAGGCGUUUCUAAACAGAAAAAGGCCAUGGAGAGCAUCAACUCUCGUUUGGCUCUGGUCAUGAAGAGUGGUAAAUAUACUCUUGGAUAUCGCUCGACAAUCAAGAGUCUUCGACUGGGCAAAGCCAAACUGGUCAUCCUUGCUUCGAACGCCCCUCCCCUCAGGAAGAGUGAGAUAGAGUACUAUGCUAUGCUGGCCAAGACUGGUGUGCAUUAUUACAGUGGUGACAAUGUGUCACUGGGAACAGCUUGUGGCAAGUAUUUCCGUGUAAGCACCCUCUCCAUAAUUGACCCCGGGGACUCUGACAUCAUACGCACGGUACCGGCUGAUUCAGGCAAGAAAGAAUGAACUGGUUGAACUGUUGUGUGAAGAUUUUUUGUUGUACCUUUUUCUGAUGUGUAUAAAUGAAACAGCAUGCCAUAAACAAAUCAAAGACAUAAAAA
Molecule: messenger RNA, 560 nt
Organism: Halichondria panicea
Lineage: Eukaryota; Metazoa; Porifera; Demospongiae; Suberitida; Halichondriidae
Product: large ribosomal subunit protein eL30-like
Exons: 3
Coding region: 112-465 (117 amino acids)
Cellular component (GO): cytosolic large ribosomal subunit
Molecular function (GO): structural constituent of ribosome; RNA binding
Source: RefSeq, a predicted model, not a curated record